CUGACACCUAGUCGGAGCUCAGUGGGAAAGUGCACAUAUAAAUAGGGCAUUCAGGCACCAGCCUAGUAAGACAAAUUUAGCCAGGUUCGAACACGUCAAAAGCUGCAGGAAGCUUGUGACUCGUGGUGAUCCUCGGGAUGAUCGGUGCCCACACGUAAUUUCUAUCCAGAGGACCAGAACACCACCGACUUCUUCCCUCAACUUCCCCUGUGUCAAUUUCCCCCAUUGACAUUGCCUUCCCUCCCCUCUCCCACCCUUCCCUCUCUUCUCGGUUAAUUCGUCUCGACCGCCAUGACGAAUAUCCAUCCCGAGUCGCCGGAGGACUUCGAGUUCAUCGAAACUCCCGCCGCCUCCGCUACAACGCCCGCAGACGACUGCGGCGUGCGGACUACUUCGUAUCCGGCCAUCAAAAAUGCACCCGUACCAGCCGAUUCUCCUGGCAGUGAUAGCUUUUCCAACACCUUACUCUUCCUCCUACUCUUCCUGAUCCCAUGGUAUUCCGCCCGUCAGAUUGGUGGGGGCUUUUACACCACCAUCUUCUUCGCAAUCUUCACCACCGUUCCGAUUUUGAUGGCUUUCUGGUCUGUGGCCUCUACUAUCUCCCCACGCAAGAACGAAAAAGCAAAGUAUGCCGGCCGCCCUGUGGAGUACUACUUGAACUUCCACAACGAGCAUGACCGAGCUACAUACCGCGGAAAGGCCAAGGUCCCCAUGGAGGUCUUCUACGAGAAGUACUUUGCGGGUGAGGUUGACUUCAAGAUGGAUGCUCUGGAAGCCCUAGAAUUCAGGCAUGACUGGGCCAACUUCCGCUUUACAAUGGGCCUCUUCAAGCACUUCCUUUUCGGUUUCAUCCCAGAAUUACUGGUUCACUCUCGUUCUCAGGAUGAGGAACAGGUCCGUGACCACUACGACCGCGGCGAUGACUUCUAUGCUUGGUUCCUAGGCCCUCGCAUGAUCUACACUUCCGGUAUUAUCGGGGACGUGAACAAGGAGGAAACGCUCGAGCAGCUUCAGGACAACAAACUUGCCGUGGUCUGUGAGAAGAUUGGACUUAAGCAGGGUGAUACUGUUCUCGACCUUGGCUGUGGCUGGGGUACCCUGGCCAAGUAUGCCUCCGUCCACUACGGUGCCGACGUCACUGGAAUCACUCUUGGCCGUAACCAGACCGCUUGGGGUAACAAUGGUCUCCGCAACUCCGGCAUUGAGGAAAGCCAGAGCCGUAUCUUGUGUCUAGAUUACCGUGAUGCCCCCCGUGUGGAUGGUGGAUACAAGAAGAUCACAUGUCUAGAGAUGGCGGAGCACGUCGGUGUGCGCCACUUCACCUCGUUCUUGUCUCAGGUCUACGACAUGCUAGAUGACGACGGCGUCUUCUUCCUGCAGAUCGCUGGUCUCCGCAAAGCCUGGCAAUACGAGGAUCUAAUUUGGGGUCUUUUCAUGAACAAGUACAUCUUCCCCGGCGCUGACGCCAGCACCCCCCUCGGGUUCGUCGUCGACAGACUCGAGGCCGCCGGAUUUGAGAUCAAGGGUAUUGAUACCAUUGGUGUCCACUACUCCGCUACCCUCUGGCGCUGGUACCGGAACUGGCUGGGUAACCACGAAAAGGUCGAAGCUAAGUACGGUAAAAAGUGGUACAGAAUCUGGGAAUACUUCCUUGCCUACUCUACCAUCACAUCCCGCCAGGGCGGUGCUACCUGCUGGCAGAUCACGCUAGUUAAGAACAUCAACUCCACUCACCGUGUUGAAGGCAUCAACAACCAAUAUGGCUUGACCGGCGCUCGGGAAGCUUCCUCCGCCAAUGUUGGCAACGGCUCUGUGCCUAGCGCCCACAUCACUCUCAAGGCUUAGAUACCCUAAGAAGGGAUAUUAAGUUCAAAGUAGGAGAAUAACAUCACUGUCGGUGCAUAUCAGGUUCAGGAUCAAGACACAGCCCCGGCACCUGCGCGGGCCGAAGUCCAAAAGGGACAUGAAACAGCAGGACGAGGAGAAACGGAAACAUUGAGAUAUAUCAGUUUCCUGUGACAGCGCAGAAAGAGGAUAGCAGGUGAUCUGGGAUGAUGGAAACGAGAUUUCCCCUUGGUUUCUUUCGUUUAUAUUCAUUAUUGUACAAUGGUUUCCGAUCUAAGUAUAUAGCUUGUGUCGGAAGGAGCAGGGGGACUCGUGGAAAGUAUCUAUCUCAAAUUGCAUGGUAUAUAUUAAUGGUAAAUAGAAACUAGUGGAUCAUAAUAAAUUCAUUAAAUGGCUAUCGUAUAUAUCGUAAAGG
Aspergillus versicolor CBS 583.65 is the source of this 2260-nucleotide messenger RNA. Its product is annotated as putative cyclopropane-fatty-acyl-phospholipid synthase. The record is from RefSeq and is a predicted model, not a curated record. The transcript is spliced from 4 exons. Lineage: Eukaryota; Fungi; Ascomycota; Eurotiomycetes; Eurotiales; Aspergillaceae. The coding region runs from base 292 to 1845 and encodes 517 amino acids. Gene Ontology annotation, biological process: cellular response to biotic stimulus.